Molecule: messenger RNA, 780 nt
Organism: Symbiodinium sp. CCMP2592
Lineage: Eukaryota; Dinophyceae; Suessiales; Symbiodiniaceae
Source: the annotation of a GenBank genome assembly
AUGUGGAGCGACUGGAGCUCACUUCCUGGACGGCUGUCAGGAAAUGACUACGAAAAUCAUAUCCGCGAAUUGCUGACCGGCUCAUGCAAGGAUCAAGGUGACAAGCGCAUGGAACAGGCAAAGCUGAGUGAGGCUCUGCAACGAAAGCUGCAGAACUUGAAGUGCGAAGCAGUUGAGAAUGCAAGAGAACAUACUGGGGAGGCUCUCUGGAAGCGAUUGUUCGGGGAGAAUGAUUUCAAUGACGGACAAACCGGCAAAGCAUCAGUGGAAAUUGUGAUGGCCGAGGACAAGGAUGUGUUGCAGUGUCUAGGAGCGGGUGCGGAGAUGUUGUUGGGAGAUGCAGCUCUCCCCACUGGUACGGUUGUGGAAGUCACAGUGCAAGGACCGUUGUUCUACGUCAAGUGUUUUCAGCUUGAAAAGUAUCUGACGAUCUGUGCGUUGCAAACGCCACCGAAAGUACCACCUGCCGCCCUGCUUGUGAUCAACCGCAAACCAAUUGAGUGCCGUGACGACUGGAUGAACGCUGUCGAAAAGUUCCCUAACCUUCAGACCUUGGCACAGCAGGGCAACUUCAGGAUUGCGUAUUGCCCACACUCGGUUCACCAUGCACAGUACCGGCAAAAGAUGGUCGAAAAGGACGAAAUCAUUGUUGAAAAGGACGAAAUCAUUGCCCAAAAGGACGCCAAAGUCUGCCUUCUCAGUGUUCUGUUGCUUUGUUUGCUUGCUUGGCAGAUUCUGCAGAAGCUGCCUGCCUACGCAGUGAAAGGCACAGACCUUUGA